GGUCUGUCCACGGGUUGACUUGACCUCGCAUGCAGCUUCUUGGAAGCCUUCAAGCUUCCUUUUCAUCCAUUUCGCUCUCUCCUCUCCUCUGUUUAGCAAUCAAUGCAAAAUCAUAAAAAGUUGGUGAUGUGAUGCUCUCCAAAUUGAGAAGGCUCUGUCCAUCUGCAGUUCCAGGUAGCAUCUUCCAAUUGCCAUAAGGAUUUCUUUCUGUGUACAUUCCCUGUGUUUCUCCAAUUCUAUCUCUCUGAACCCAUCUUCCCUUCUUCUUAGGAAUUUAAUCCUAUCAAUAAAAUAUAAAUCGAAUGGUCGUUCUGUUCAUGUGUCUUGCUCUAUUUGUCAAUGAACCCAUGUGGAAUUAGGGCUCAUAGUUGGUUAGCUUCAUAUAUUGGUUGUAUUGGGAAUCCAUAGCGCCUCCAUUAUCAAUUACUUCAAACCCAUUCGUUUAGAGCUCAUUCCCAAACUUUUUUUGUUCAUAUUUCAUGAAUUGCUUCCUCUGUUUGUACAUAAACCCAUAUUGAAUGAGGGGCGAUAAUUGAUUAACUUCAUAUUAUGGUUCUACCGGGAAUCCGUAGAGGCUUCAGCAUCAAUUACUUCAAACCCAUUCUUUUGAAGGCUCGUUACCUACGUUUAUGUUCAUACGUCUUGAAUUGCUUCCACUGUUUGUCUAUGAACCCAUGUUGAAUUAGGGCUGGUAGUUGGUUAGCUUCAUACAUUGGUUGUGUUAGGAAUCCACAGAGUCUCCAUCAUCAAUUAAUUCAAACCCAUUCUUUAGGAGGCUGGGGCUCUUGCGCUGAUUAUCCGGCAACUGGAAACCCUUUCAGGUUUAGGUAUUUGUAAUCUGCCUUGAUUUAUCUCUCAAACGUCUGUUAAAUGGCUGCUGAGGCCCCAACUUCAGUUUCUCGGUAUGAGUUCCAUGUAUUCCUGAGUUUCAGAGGUGAAGAUACCCGGAAAAACUUCACAGACUAUCUCUACACAGCUUUGGUCAAUGCUGGUUUUCGCACUUUUAGGGAUGAUGAUGAAAUUGAGAGAGGUGCGAAUAUUAAGAUUGUCUUAGAGACAGCAAUUCAACAGUCAAUGGGCUCUGUAAUUGUCCUGUCAAGGGACUAUGCUUCUUCGGGGUGGUGCCUCGAUGAACUUGCAAUGAUUGUGCGAUGUAAAAUGACCUCCAACCAUUUGAUUUUACCAGUCUUCUAUAAUGUCAAUCCAUCUGAUGUGAGAGAACAAACCGGGAAUCUCACUGAAUCAUUUGACGAACAUGAACGUCGAGUCAAGGCUGAAACUGAUGAAAGAAAAAGGGAGGAACUGAUGAAGAAGGUGGAGGGUUGGAGAGCAGCACUUCGAGAAGUGGCUAAGCUUGGAGGUCCGGUCCUGGAAUAUCAAUCUGACAGGCAUGAGUCAAAGUUUGUUCAAAUAAUUGUUCAGGAGGUUCUGAGUAAAUGGGAUCUCAGGUUGUUAAAUGUCACCCUUUACCCAACUGGACUAGAAUCUCGCAUUAAAGACAUUAAUGCAUGGUUACAAGAUGGAUUGGAUGACGUUGGCAUAAUGGUGAUCAAUGGGAUGGGUGGAAUAGGGAAGACAACCAUUGCAAAAACUGUUUAUAACCAAAAUUUCUUUAGAUUUGAAGGUAGCAGUUUUCUUGCAAAUAUUAGAGAAACUGCAAAACAGCAUAAUGGUUUGGUUGGUCUGCAGAGACAACUAGUUUCAGAUAUAUUAAAGUGGAAGAAUGAAAGAGUGUACAGUGUUGAUCAGGGAAUCACUCAGAUUAAAGAUGCUAUCUGCCAUAAAAGAGUUCUUGUUAUCCUUGAUGACGUGGAUCAGUUGGACCAAGUAAACUCAUUCUUUGGAAUGCGAGAUUGGUUUUAUCCAGGAACUAAGAUUAUAAUAACUACCAGACAUGAGCAAUUGCUAAAGGCUGAGGAAAUGUGGGCCAUGUACACAGUUAAGGAAUUGAGUGAUGAUGAGGCGCUUUGUCUCUUCAGCUGGCACGCCUUUCAACAAAGUGAACCUAUUGAAGGUUACAUGGAGCUGUCUAAAAGGGUGAUACAUCAUUGUGGUGGUCUUCCAUUAGCUCUGGAAGUCCUGGGCUCCUCUCUGUCCGGUGAAAGUGUUGACAUAUGGGGAAGUGAACUGGCAAAAUUAAGAACACACUUUCCUGAGAAAAUUCAUAAUGUUCUUAAAGCAAGCUAUGAUGCUUUAGAUGACCAUGAGAAGAAUUUAUUCCUUGAUAUUGCUUGUUUCUUUGUUGGAAGAGACAAAGAUUACACGGUUAAGAUACUGGAGGAAUAUGAUUUGUCCUUAAAAGUUGCUAUGCAAAAUCUUAUUGGCCAAGGUCUCAUAAAAAUUAACAAAGAUAACGAGUUAAUGAUGCACCGAAUGCAUAGAGACAUGGGUAGGGAAAUUAUUCGCCUUGAAUCACCAAAGGAACCUGGAAAGCGCAGCAGACUGUGGGAUCAUGGGGAUGCAUUUAAUGUGUUGAGGGAAAAAGCUGGAACAGAAAUGAUUAAAGGUCUUAUCCUCAACUUAGAGGAAAAGAUGGAUAAGAGUGCAAACAAUACAAAAACACCCCAGUUUGAAGGUUUUCCUACCAAAUGGACACGUCUUGGUGUAGGCAAUUCAUUGAAGCGGCAUUGUCAGGGCUUAUUAUCUUGGCUUCCUAUUCUUCCUGCCUCGACUGAAUCACUUUCAGAAAUCCAAACAGAUUUAAGAACUGAUGCAUUUCUACAGAUGCACAAUUUGAAGCUACUAGAACUCAAUAAUGUUAGACUCACUGGAAAUUUUGAAAAUUUCCCCAAGUUAAGAUGGCUGCAUUGGCGUGGAUUCCCGCUAAAAUUUAUACCUAAUGAUUUUCCUUUGGAGUGCCUUGUUGCUCUUGACAUGCGUUAUAGCAGCUUAGAACAAUUUUCGAAGAGACCCAAGUUGCUCGGAUCAUUGAAAAUCCUGGAUCUCAGUUAUUGUUGUGGCCUUACCAACUCCCCUGACUUCUCACAGAUCCCUAACCUUGAGAGGCUGAUUCUUGAAUAUUGCAGAAAUUUGGUUGAGGUUCACGAAUCAAUUGGGGAAUUAGAUAGACUUGUUUUCUUAAAUUUAAAAGGCUGUGAAAAUCUGAGGAAGCUUCCAAAGAAAGUGUUUCAGCUCAAAUCCCUCAAAAAACUCAUUCUGAGUGGUUGCUUGCAGCUAAAGAGGCUGAGCCCUGAUAUGCACAAAAUGGAAUCUCUGAAAGUGCUUCAUGCAGAUGGAAUAAAUUAGUUGCACUCAAUCUCUGAGUAGUUCAAAUCCUUGAAUGAUAAGUCUAGUCUUAGGAAUUAAAGACAAGAGGCCCCAAAUCCAUCUCUUCUUGUUGGCUUCUUCUGUCCACUGGUUACUAAAUAUGCAUCUCACUAGCCCUAGGAUGUUGGUAUAGCCUAUCCUUAUUGCAAGAAUUGAAUCAACAUGUGGGUUCUAUGUUAGUCUACAGGCAGCAUUAAAAAUCUUAUCGACUCCUGGUACUUGAAUUACAUUGCUGUGACAAGCUACAAUCACUUCCAGACUUCAGAUGGGUGUAGAACAGCUCUUUCAAAUGCAUGCAAAGGGGGUCUGAUGGGCAUGGCAUUAAAAAUCUUUCCACAUGCUGUUCUUUAGAUGCCACAAAACUUUCCUGAGUUGAGAACUUAAGAAGGUUGCAUUGGCUGGAUUCCUGGCAACGGUUUUCCUCUUGGGGGUCUUCUUGUUCUGCAUAUGUUCAAUGGCAUCUUGGACAACUUUGGGGGGGAACCCAGGCUUGACGAGUUGCAUCCUAGCCUCUGGCAAGAUGAAAUCUUUGGGAGUGCUUCAUGCAGACGGAAGAAGUGUAGCAUUGUCAAACAGCACAAACCAAACUGAAGAUGCAAAAUCAUUCUGCAGGCUACCGGGGAGUGCCAAAUGUGUAAGAAGGUCAGAAGUGUGACACACUGUUUCAAUUGAUUCCAGAGGCUCGUGCUGAUUUUCUCAGGAGUUGCUUGGCCUGAAUGCAGGCAUAUGGAAAUGGAAACAAAUCGAUUGAACCUCUUAAAUAUGGAUAUGAAUUAUUGUGAGAAAAAAGUCGAGGUAGGGGCAUUAUCCAAGUUUGGAUUGUAGCAGUUGGAAACAUUGAUUCAGUAAGUUAUGAAUAGUUUGAGGUUUUAAUGAGUUGGGUUCCUUGGCAGUUAAAGCUCCUGGCAGUUACUGGUUUUCUCAUGAGAUAAAUCAAAGGCAAUCAGUAAUGCCAAUGGGCUGUUUGUCUGCAGCUGUAGCUUUCGAAGGCAUUUCUUUCUUUCAUUGUUUGUUUUUGUUUUUGGUUGAUUUUUUUUAAUUAUUAUUAUUAUUGUUAUUGUAGUCUGGCUGACAGUUACCAUGAGAAGUAAUGCUUGUAAAUUACAUCCUCAUAAGAUUACUAAUGCUGCCAGGAAUGCUUUGAUAUGAUAUCCAUGAACUUCAUUUUAGGGCUCUAUACUUGAUGUCCAUGAUCUUCAUUUUA
Messenger RNA from Diospyros lotus (date-plum), 4471 nucleotides. Its product is annotated as disease resistance protein RPV1-like. Gene Ontology annotation, biological process: signal transduction; defense response. The transcript is spliced from 5 exons. Gene Ontology annotation, molecular function: ADP binding. The record is from RefSeq and is a predicted model, not a curated record. Bases 871 to 3246 code for a protein of 791 amino acids. NCBI's taxonomy places the organism in Eukaryota, Viridiplantae, Streptophyta, Magnoliopsida, Ericales, Ebenaceae.